This is a messenger RNA of Maudiozyma barnettii, 4080 nucleotides long. It is a transcript of the gene STH1, whose product is annotated as RSC chromatin remodeling complex ATPase subunit STH1. Gene Ontology annotation, molecular function: ATP-dependent chromatin remodeler activity; histone binding; ATP binding. Gene Ontology annotation, biological process: positive regulation of transcription by RNA polymerase II. Gene Ontology annotation, cellular component: nucleus. NCBI's taxonomy places the organism in Eukaryota, Fungi, Ascomycota, Saccharomycetes, Saccharomycetales, Saccharomycetaceae. Bases 1 to 4080 code for a protein of 1359 amino acids. The transcript has a single exon. The record is from RefSeq and is a predicted model, not a curated record.
AUGUUAGAAUCAACUGGCGCUGUAGUCGCUACACCAAAUACUAUCCUUCCAAAUUCAAAUGGGGAUAACUUCGAAAAGGAAGAAUCAAAAGUCCCUCAAUCCAUAAUCUCAAUACCUAAACCAACUACUUCUGAACAACUUGAACAGUUGAUAUAUCGUUAUAAAAUUAUUUCUCAUAAUCCUAAAGAAAAUGAAUUAGAAAUUAACUCUAUUGAAACUUUGUUGGGGAAAUUGUCAAAGGAUCAAGACAUAUUUAAUGAAGAUAUAGGAAGAGUAAGAGAUAAUAUACGUGCAAGUCGUUCCAAAUCCUAUGAUGGUGCAAUUUUAGCAAAUCAACUAUUAGCAUUGCAACUAUUAGAGAAAGAUAUUGACAUCCCUGAAAAUUUAUUAAACAAUAAUAACACUCAACUUAUCGAAGACUCAAAUAUAACUAAUGGGGAUAACAAGAGUAAAACACUAGAAAUUUUGAAAAUUUUUGGAGAUUUUAACAAAACCAUUAAAAAUUUUGAUUUGGAAUCUCAAUUCAAAAACUCACCCCAAUCUCAACUGGGAGUCCCUGAAAUUGAAACCACUAUAUCAACACAAAUUGCCAAAAGAAUUGCCGAAUUAGAACGAUUACCAGCAAACUUGGGUACAUAUUCCCUAGAUGAUUGUUUAGAGUUUAUCACUAAGGAUGAUUUACCUUCUGGUAUUGACAAAUUGAAAAUCAAAGCAUUAGUCGAAUUGAAAUGUUUAAAAUUGUUAACGAAACAAAAAUCUCUUAGACAAAAAAUUAUUACCAACACUUCUACUCAAGCACAUCAUAUCAUACCUUAUUUACGUGAUUCUCCAUUCACUUUAGCGGCACAAAGAUCUGUUCAAGUUAGAGGGAAAGUUAUCGUUCCACAGACCGCAAGAAUUGCCGAAGAACUUGAGAGACAACAAUUAUUGGAGAAACGAAAGAAAGAACGUAAUAUUCAUAUGAAGAGAAUUAAUAAUAUCAGAGAUGCAAUCCAGGAGGAAAAAGAAGGUACGUUUACUCGUCGUGACCGUUGUGCGCAAUUUGGUAAGUUAAUGCUCUCAACACAUGGUCAAAUCGAAAAGGAAGAACAAAGAAGAAUUGAAAGAACAGCAAAACAACGUUUGGCUGCAUUGAAAUCGAACGAUGAAGAAGCGUAUUUGAAAUUGUUAGAUCAAACAAAAGAUACAAGAAUUACACAACUUUUGGGCCAAACUAAUACUUUUUUGGAUACUUUAGCAUCUGCUGUUAAAGUGCAACAAAAUGAAGCCAAAGUUGCCAGAGGUGAAGAAAUCAGUGUCAAUAGCGAUGAAGAAAGAGAAAAAAUUGAUUACUACGAAGUGGCCCAUACUAUCAAAGAAACUGUUGAUAAGCAACCAUCUAUCCUUGUUGGUGGUUCAUUAAAGGAAUAUCAAUUAAAAGGUUUGGAAUGGAUGGUUUCCUUAUAUAACAAUCAUCUAAAUGGUAUCCUUGCAGAUGAAAUGGGUUUAGGUAAAACUAUUCAAUCUAUUUCUUUAAUAGCAUAUCUGUUCGAAGAGAAAAAGAACCCAGGUCCUUAUUUAGUCAUUGUUCCAUUAUCAACAAUAACAAACUGGACAUUAGAAUUUGAAAAAUGGGCUCCAACUUUGAACACAAUUAUUUAUAAGGGUACUCCAAAUCAAAGACGUGCCCUUCAAUAUAGGAUUAGAAAUGGGGAUUUCGAUGUAUUAUUAACGACAUAUGAAUAUAUUAUCAAGGAUAGAGCUUUACUAUGUAAACAUGAGUGGGCUCAUAUGAUUAUUGAUGAAGGUCACAGAAUGAAAAAUGCUCAAUCAAAGCUUUCAUAUACCAUUCAACAUUACUACAAGACUAGAAAUAGAUUAAUUCUAACAGGUACGCCUUUGCAAAAUAACUUACCAGAAUUAUGGGCUUUGCUAAAUUUCGUUUUACCUAAAAUUUUCAAUUCAGCGAGUACUUUCGAUGACUGGUUUAAUACGCCUUUUGCAAACACAGGUGGUCAAGAAAAAUUAGAGUUGACAGAGGAAGAAACAUUACUUAUUAUCAGAAGAUUACAUAAAGUGCUAAGACCGUUUUUGUUACGUCGUUUGAAGAAGGAAGUCGAGAAGGAUCUACCUGACAAGGUUGAGACUGUCGUAAAAUGUAAAUUAUCAGGUUUACAACAAACAUUAUACGAACAAAUGUUGAAACAUAAUGCCUUAUUUGUCGGUGCUGGUACAGAAGGUGCCACUAAGACAGGUAUCAAAGGUCUGAACAACAAAAUUAUGCAACUGAGGAAGAUAUGUAACCAUCCUUUUGUGUUUGAUGAAGUGGAAGGUGUUAUUAACCCAAGUAGAGGAAAUUCUGAUUUGCUUUAUCGUGUUUCUGGUAAGUUUGAAUUAUUAGAUCGUGUUUUACCAAAGUUUAAAGCAACGGGCCACAGAGUGUUGAUGUUCUUCCAAAUGACACAAGUCAUGGAUAUUAUGGAAGAUUUCUUAAGAAUGAGGAACCUGAAGUAUAUGAGAUUAGAUGGUAGCACAAAGGCUGAUGAAAGAACUGAUAUGUUGAAACUUUUCAAUAAACCAGAUUCUGAUUAUUUUUGCUUCUUGCUAUCUACCAGAGCUGGUGGUCUAGGUUUGAAUUUACAAACUGCUGAUACCGUUGUUAUUUUUGAUACAGAUUGGAAUCCUCAUCAAGAUUUACAAGCGCAAGAUAGAGCUCACAGAAUCGGUCAAAAGAAUGAAGUUAGAAUUUUAAGACUGAUUACUACCGAUUCCGUUGAAGAAGUUAUUCUAGAGAGAGCCAUGCAAAAACUAGAUAUUGAUGGUAAGGUUAUUCAAGCUGGUAAAUUCGAUAACAAAUCUACUGCCGAAGAACAAGAGGCAUUCCUAAGAAGAUUGAUAGAGAAUGAUUCUACUGCCGAUGAUGACGACAAGGCCGAACUAGACGAUGAAGAACUAAAUGAAGUUCUUGCGCGUUCAGACGAUGAGAAAAUAUUAUUUAACAAAAUGGAUAAAGAGAGACUUGCUGAAGCUAAGGCGGAAGCUAAGACUCUUGGAUUAAAGGCGCCGCUAUCAAGAUUAAUAACAGAAAAUGAAUUACCUGAAGUGUUUACAGAAGAUAUUGAAAAACAUUUGUACACAGAACCUGUUGCAUUGUCAAGGAUGAGACAAACUAAAAGAGUGUAUUACGAUGAUGGCCUAACUGAAGAACAAUUUUUGGAUGCCGUUGAAAAUGAAGAGAGUACAUUGGAAGAAACUAUUCAAAAGAAACGUGAACAAAGAGAAAAAAGGACACGCAAUAAGAUUGAAAAAAUUGCAGACCAGGAUGGAGAAAUUCCAACUUUAGAGAAUACUCCUGAAAUAGAGUCCAUACCAUUGAAACAGAAUGCGCAAGUAGAUUCUAUACCAUCAGAACAGGCUGAGCAAGUAGAAUCUACACCUGUUGAAGAAGUACAAGCGGAAGAAGAUACAACCAUUUCCGGACGUCGUAGAAGAACAAGAAAGAGAAAGGCGGCUACCGAUAUUCCUGAAAGUAUUGUUCCACUUGAAAACGGAACUACUAAUCAAACUGUAGAAAAGUCAAAGGAAGAACCUUCAAAGAAAAAACAAAAGUUCAAGGUUACUUUGAAGCUUAAGAAGCCUGCCCCAGAGAUCACUAAGGAAGAGGAGAAAAUUAAAGAGGAAGUUGUCGCCAUAGAACCAACUCCAAAGAAAAGAGGAAGGAGAAGUACAAAUAAAUCCCUUCCAAUUACUGAGGAUACCCAACCCGAACGUAAUAUUUCAGAUUUGGUGGCAUCUUUAAUAAAAGAAUUGCGUACUAUUGUAGAUAAGGAUGAUGACCAUAUUUGUACAGAUAUGUUUGAAAAAUUACCUUCCAAGAAACUUUAUCCUGAUUAUUUUGUAUUGAUAUCAAAUCCAAUUGCCAUCGAUACAAUUAUGAAGAAGGCCAAGAAGAAAGGAUACCAAUCGCUCGAUGAAGUUAAAGAAGAUCUAGAGACCAUGUAUACCAAUGCCAAAUUUUAUAAUGAAAAGGGUUCGUGGGUAUAUAAUGAUGCUGAUUCGUUGAAAAGUUUCUCAGAUAAAUGGUUCAAGACCAAUCAAUAA